Cuculus canorus (common cuckoo) is the source of this 7447-nucleotide messenger RNA. RefSeq names its product translocation associated membrane protein 1 (gene TRAM1). The transcript is spliced from 11 exons. Bases 131 to 1255 code for a protein of 374 amino acids. Lineage: Eukaryota; Metazoa; Chordata; Aves; Cuculiformes; Cuculidae. Gene Ontology annotation, biological process: protein insertion into ER membrane; SRP-dependent cotranslational protein targeting to membrane, translocation. The record is from RefSeq and is a predicted model, not a curated record. Gene Ontology annotation, cellular component: endoplasmic reticulum membrane.
CGGGGCGAGGCGCGGCGGCUGCCAUUGCUCGGCUGCGCGGCCGCCUCCUCCCCCUCCGCCUCUUCCUGGCCGCGGCGAGAGGAGCCGCGCUGGCAGCGGGGAGGCGGCGGCGCCCAGCUCCCUGCCUGCCAUGGCGAUCCGCAAGAAGAGCAACAAGAACCCGCCGGUGCUGAGCCACGAGUUCAUCGUGCAGAACCACGCGGACAUCGUGUCCUGCAUGGCCAUGAUCUUCCUGCUGGGGCUCAUGUUCGAGAUCACAGCAAAAGCAGCUGUUAUUUUUGUUACACUUCAGUAUAAUGUUACCAUUCCUGCCACAGAAGAACAAUCUGCAGAAACAAUCUCUCUCUAUCACUACGGCAUCAAAGACUUGGCUACAAUUUUCUUCUACAUGCUUGUAGCAAUAAUCAUACAUGCAAUAAUUCAGGAGUACGUACUGGAUAAAAUCAACAGGAAAAUGCACUUUUCAAAAACAAAGCACAGCAAGUUCAAUGAAUCUGGGCAACUUAGUGCAUUCUACCUUUUCUCCUGUGUUUGGGGAACAAGUAUUCUUGUCUCUGAGAACUAUAUAUCAGAUCCAACCUCUCUGUGGAGGGACUAUCCACACACGCUGAUUCCGUUUCAAAUGAAGUUUUUCUACAUCUUACAGUUGGCUUACUGGUUUCAUGCUUUUCCGGAAUUGUACUUCCAGAAAACUAAAAAAGAAGAUAUCUUUCGCCAGAUUGUCUACAUUGGACUUUAUCUCUUUCAUAUUGCUGGAGCCUAUCUCUUGAAUCUGACCCAUCUUGGACUUGUUCUUCUGGUAUUGCAUUACUUCGUUGAAUUUCUUUUCCACAUAUCUCGUCUUUUCUACUUCAGUGAUGAAAGAUAUCAGAAAGGAUUUUCACUCUGGGCAGUUCUUUUUGUUUUGGCGAGGCUUCUAACGUUGAUUCUCUCAGUCCUCACUUUUGGCUUUGGACUAGCAAGAGCAGAAGAUCAGCAGCUGAAUUUCAGUACUGGAAACUUUAAUAUCCUGGCUGUUAGAAUCAGUGUGCUGGCCUCCAUCUGCAUGGCUCAGGCAUUUAUGAUGUGGAAGUUCAUUAAUUUCCAGCUUCGGAGGUGGAGAGAGCAUUCUUCUUCUCAGCCACAGUCAGUGAAAAAGAAGUUCGUAACAGCUAAAGGAAAGACCAACAGAAAAGAAAGAGAAAAUGGAGUAAAUGGAACAGUGACCUCAAAUGGAGCAGACUCGCCUCGUAGCAGGAAGGAUAAAUCCUCGUAAAACUGGGUUUUAUUAAGUUAAUUGACUAAUGUCCCCAAAGAAUCUGCUUUUUACAUGGAUGGCCCUGCAGCAGUAGAAAUGUUAUGGAUUAAAGAAAAUACAACUCAUGCUUUUUGAUUAUUGCUGUUGUUUUGAGAAACUUUUUUUAAAAGCCAUUUUGACUAUGGAAAAAAGUUUAUCUGUCUUCAAAUAUUGGGGGGGUGCAACACUUUUUAGAUAACAUUGACACUUUUUUAAACACUUAUUGUGAUGAAAUAACUUCACUUAAUGAAGAACGCUGUUGCAAUGUAUUAUUUCCUUCCAGUUUUUGUAAUCUGGGUGAUAUAUACUGUUCUACCAACUUGAGUUUUCCAAGUUCUUCAAGAAGUAUUACGAAAUUGAAGUAAAAACAUAGUAUGCAUUUUCAGAUACUCUGACUUUUCGGUUAAUUACCGUGAUUCAAAUUUACAGUUCAAAAUGGGAUUCUAAGACCACACCGAUAAACCUCUUUAUUUUGUGAUUAUUAGCUACAUAAUGUCUGCUCAAAGAAUUGCCCCAUAUCAUUAAAACAAAACUGAACUAAUUGGAAAUGUUGCAGAGUCUUAUUGUUUGUUGGUUAGAAAUCUCUUGCAAGAAACAAAAAAUGUUUUUGAGAUAUAGCUUUAGCACUUGAAAAUUAGAAGGAGGUGUGUAUGGUCAUAGAAAGAGUUGAUUUGAGUAGCACUGUUAACUCCUGUCUGUGCUUUUAAAAGUGUACAUAUCUUGGAAAAUUAGUGUGUGUUGGACCUUCUUUGAAAACUUGUGUGUCUGAUUUUGGAAGGGUGAAGGUUCUUGCAAUGUGUUGUGAUUGUUUUAGGAGGCAUUUAAUGCUCCAUGAAGAGGGAAUGUGUUAGAUAAAUGGAUCAAGUCAUAAGAAACAUUCCUUUAUUCUAACUGCUUUGCUUUGUUUCACCUCUGUUAGAAAAUAGUUUGAUUUCUCCUAUAUAUAUUUUUAUGAAAAAUAUUUAAAAGCUACAACUUCUUAAAUUUAUUGAUUAUGCCCUUUGCUACAACUGGAAAAAUCUUAAUUUAAGAUUUUUUCCAUUAUCCGUCUUUCAUAAUUGUAUUAAAUGUGAAGCUUUGUCCAGUUAAUUUUCCAGUUUAAUAUGCAGUUAGUGUUUCCUCUGUACCCUUUUGUAGUGGGUAUAGUUCAACCUAUUUCACUUGAGAGGAUGAGUUGGAGAUUUAAUUCAGUCUUAAGAAGUUGCUAAAUUAGUCUUCCAAGUUAAACCAAGUGUUGGACUGCUUAUUGAUUGAGAGGAGUAAUUAUGAGCAAUCAAGCUGAUUAAAUAGUUUUAAUUAAAACCUAUCAUUAUAGUGGUGUUCAUACCAACCAAAACAAUAAAUCUGCAUUCUGUGUCUUCUACAGUUCAGUUGCUAUAUGGAAUAAACAUUUCUAUUACAAAAUCUUGAUUGUAAGUAACUACCCAUAUUUUCAAACAUUUAGUGCUAUUUAGACUUAUUGCAGUGUAAUUUAUUACAUGUUUUGGCUAAUUUCAGUCACCGUUCCCAAGUGCUUGCUUCACAGCUCCUGAGGUAGACUUGACAGACUUGACAGUUACUUGCUUAACCUGAGUAUCCUGGGGCAGAGUGCCCUGUAAUACGCCCUGUCUGCUUCAGUGGAAAUAGCUACUCCAUAUCUUGAUUUGAAGAAAUAAGACUCAGGUGGUGAAAAUGAAUCUCUCUCAUCUGACCAUGAAACUGGAAAAUUUGAACUCAGAAUAUUUUGAGGGAAUUAUGUACAUUAAAUACUCCCUGCAUCAUGUUUUAUGUCUGUUGCUUUACCUUCAUAGAUUCUGUGUGCCUUGCUCUCGAGUUGUACCUUAAGCUGAAAGGGGCAAACUUUUCAAGUUUCUAGUCUGGUACAUUGACUCUAAAUCAGUUUGUUUGCAAUAUCUGGUUGUCCUGAGGCUGUCAAAGUGAUGAAGGGUGGAGAAACUAAUUAUGAGUGGAGGCUUAAGUACUUCUCAAGGUCUUUAGGACUUAAUGGAGUCUGAGGGUUGUACUAGUUUUUUCCCCAAGGCAAAAUGUUUCAUGCAAACUUCAUUGUUUGGCAUAGGAGUCUUGAAAUGUAAACUCCAGGUUCAUUUUCAAAAACUUCAAAAGAAUGUAUUAUUGGCUGUUAAUUCUGAUGUUGGUUUUUGUCUCCUUUUGGCCUUAUGGACAUUCUCGGCCUUUCGACUUUGAAAAAAGCACUUUUGUUUCCACAAUGACUUAAUCUUCAUCCUUGCCUUAUAGGAGUUUUUGCUUUCUGCCAAGUCAUAGAGAAUAAUUUCAGUUGGUCUCGAAUUUGGAUAGAGUAUUGAAAACCAGUUUCUUUUGUCUCUUGUGUCAUAACUAAAAAUACGUUAAUUAUUUUGAUGAGGCAGAAACGAUAAAUUCUAAUUUUCUACCUUGGGGUGGAAACCCCUGUGGAUUUGGAAGAUUUUCAGGCUUCUAUUUCCAGUUUGACAUUACUUGUUUUGGCAUAAGAUUAUUGUUUUCUUGGAUGACUUCUUUUGAAUUGCUUAAAACUGAUUUUCAAAUGUGACUGCAUUUUGGCUUUCUUUGUAAUCUGGGAUUCAUAAGUUCGAGGAAGAUUAGUUGUCUAAUCAUGUUUUCUUAAUUAUGGAAUCAGGAAAAUUAGACAUGGAAAUGACUGAAGAGCUCAUUAUUAUACUUCUAUGCUUAAUAAAAUAAUUUUUCUUUAGGCUGUGGUAAUUUAUCCUGGUCAGUUACCAGGUCCCGCAAAGAGAAGGCUUUGUCCAUGUAGAUGGAUUUUAAUUGAGUAAUUCAUACAAACUGUGGAUAAGGCUUGUUAGAUUUGGUUUUUUUCUUAAACCUCCUCUUUCCUGCCCUAUCUAGUCAGAACUUUCCAAGGCUUAGAGCAGAUGAUUCCAAAUCUUCCCCCAAACACACGUGUAUGUUUGGUUUGCGUGCCAGGAACUACUAUCAAAACCAGUACUUCACCAAGUAAUUAUUAACUUCAAAGUACAAACAAGGAAUGCAGAGCAGCUGAAAUUAAUUUUCCAAGUUUUUGCUUUUAUCUGGACACUUUUUCCUCUUGCGUAGUUGCAAAGAUUGAUUUAUUGUGUGUGAAUUAUUCAUGAAUGGGGCUCUUUGGAAAUACUGCUUUUUGCGUGAUCCCAUGCACAAACUUAGGAAAGAUCAGGGGAUUUGCCGUGCAGAGGAAAGACAUAGGCUAUUUCUGCUGAUGUUAGAAUAUGCUGAAACUAAACUAAGUAUGUUGGGAUAAUGCAUUUGGAAAAUCAGUAGUUGUUGGUAAGCAGUCAAUUUUCCUAAAUAUUCUUUUAAUUGAAAAUUUUAGUUGUGUUAGUUAUACAGAAUUGUAAUAAGCAGCAUGGUAUUUCAGUACAAGUAAUCAAAUUUCCAUAAAAAGGGUUAAUACACAUCAGCAGUCCUCCUGCUCUUUGCAGAUUUCUGACUAGCUGCACUUGAUUUUGUAGAUGGCAAAACCUGAUGAGAGAAGGGAGUGUUUUCAUGUUCGUGCUAAGUUGAAAAUAAUGUAGGUCACUGCCAAAAUUGGGGUUCUGUCUCUUACCUUGGUUAGCACAGACCAUUUUUGGUUGCAUGGUGAGCUAGAUGAGGGAGCUGGUGUGGUAGAAAACUGGCUUGUAUGCUUAGUUGUAUUUCCACUGGACUAGUUGCCUGAUAGUAAUCCUGGAGGUACUCAAGUAUUUAUAUAUAAGCAAAAAGCAAAGAUGCAGAGAAAAGCUGAAUCGAGCUCUAAGGCAGCUACCCCUUUCACUUGUGUGUUGAAAAUCACUCUAGAUGACAGUAGCAGUUGGGAGAUCUCAUCGGAGGGCUUCUAGUCAUCAAUACCAGAAGGGAUCUGGUGUGUCUUGUUGCUCCUACAUGCCAAAUUGUUUUAACUGUUAUUUGCUUUUUGUCAGAUAUUGUAGGUGAAAGGGAGAUACUCGAUAUGCUGUAUUGUACUGAAUUACAUUUUAUUUGUUACAGUUUGGGGGUUUCCAAGCAGUGCAAGGUGAUACUGGUGGUGUAGAAAUAGGAAUUCUGAAAACGUAGUUUUUCUUGGAUUAGAAAAACAUUACUUACAUAACAGCCAGGAAACUACAGCUUUUUUGGUGUGGCGUUUUUGUGUUUAUCUCCACGUGAACCCUUUAUAUAUAGAAGUAGCUCUUCCAGAGAGCUUGGAAAGAAUUGCACUGCAUGCCUGUCCAGGUAUAUGAGGGGGGAGGAUCAGUUUCUCUCAUUUUGUUUCCUGUUUUCAAGAAGUUCACCAGCUGAUUCCUAGGUCAUACUUUGGUUUGGUUCCAUUUGUGACUCAGCUAGUUGGGUCUGUGUUGUAGAAGACAGAGACUGGCAGCUUCAAUAGGCUCCCUAUGCAGUGUUGGUCAUUGCUGUCCUAAUGGUUCUCUGUGAAAAAUGUUAAUAUUGAAGGAACAUGAACGUGAAGUAGAGGCAAUCGUGAUAUUUGUAACAUAUACGGGAUGGUGAAAGCCUGUGUGUGGAGAUCUUGCAUUCCAGGGGGCUGUGGUUUGAUGCCUGGAGGCUGUAGUAAUAGUUGUCUUGGUAUGCAAAUACUUGAAUUACUACUUGUGCAGGGUAUAACAAUGUCCCACAAAAUAAAUAUUUGUGGAAAAUUUAGGACAUCCUUUAAAAAGAAUAAGACUUCAAAGGACUGACAUCAGUUAUCUGUUUGUUGUGUUUGAAUUUCUCACAUUGUUAGUUAUGGAUUAUCUUUCAAGCACUGGAUUCACCAAUGCUUGGGGUCUUACUUAUAUACUGUAGGUUGUUGUGGUGGGUGUCUGGUGGGUAUCCCCUUUUACUACUUCCUAAACUAUUCCAUUUAAGAUCUGAUAAGCUUAGUUCUGUAUGCGUUAAGGAGUUUGGAAUGCUUCACAGAACUAAAAUAGAAGCAGUGCUGGAGUGAUUCUGGAUCAGACAUGCAAGAAAUAAGCCCAUCAAUUAUGAGUGUUAUCAGAACACCCAUAAUGCUGGGUGUUAUCAGAACCCGCUUCAUGGGAACUGAAACUCUUUAGGACGAAUAUUUUACGGUACAACUUGCAUUGCAAUGUAGUGUUUGGAUAUAGCACACACCCAGAUAGCAAGUGCCUUUCUGUCAGUGAAAUGGAACUGCUGUUGGCAUCCACAACUGUCAGUUUCCCUUCUGUAAACGAUGGGUGAAGAGUGCUGGGCUGCACCUGCAGUAGGCUUCUUUCUGCCUUUUAGAGAAGUUCUUUUGAUGUUGAUACUAUGAAAGGCAACAACUCUUAUAUCAGGUUUAAGAAAAAAUAAAACAUGCUACCUAGUUUUGAAUCCAGUGCACCUGCUCUUGAUCUCUUUCUGUCCUGUCACUUCUAUUUUAAGUUUCUGCAAAUAUUUUACUUUUAUCCAGCUCAAAGGUGGCAAAUUUGUGACAUGAGUGCCAGAAAUGACGACUCCUUUUUCUUCUUUUUGUGUUCAAAAGUUUUUGCAUAAUCAGAGCAGCUGAACUGUAGCUUCAUAAUUUGAUAACUUUUCAGUGUUUGUUCUUUCUCCUUAUUUAUUGUGAUUAACAUUACAAGUCAGGCAUGCAGCACAACACAGUUGUUACUUACUCAUUCCAAGCACAAAAGUGUUAGGAAAUUGGAUAUACUGAAGUGAAAAAAUAUAUUAGUAAGUCUUGACUGGUUUGGCAGAAAUUGGUAUUCCCAGAUUGUUUUGUUUUCUAUGUUGCAGUUCACUAUCCUUGCCUUUCUCAUUUAGGAAACUGGGCACUUAAGAUCUCUGAAUCUCUAGACUGUAGAUGCUGUAUACAGCUUGACAAAUUAUGGUCUAGAACUUGAGCUUUGUGUCUUCUUAUGUCAGUUAUACAUGUUGAAGAAUGUAUCUUGCGUUGUAAUUAACAGAUAAAAAUUCAGCCCAUGGUGAUAAGAAUACUGUAAUGGGGUAGGAAUUUCAACUCUUGAACUCCAGACUAGAAGCCAAGCCAAGACUAUCCUGUGUUCUCAUGCAGGUGAUUCCUCCUCUUUGUUUCUUGAGUAAUCAUUAUCUUUGUUUCGUUUAUUUAGAUUGUAAGUUCUUUGUGGCAAGGGUUGUCUAGUGUGUGUGUGUGUGCGCGCGCGUGCGGGUGUGUGUACCCAGGACAAUUAGGCCUGGAGCCCCAGUCUGUGGAAGCUGUAAUAAACAAUCACCUUGUUAUUGUUUUCCUGGAUAUCAUAAUAAAGAGUA